Messenger RNA from Paramecium pentaurelia, 1185 nucleotides. NCBI's taxonomy places the organism in Eukaryota, Ciliophora, Oligohymenophorea, Peniculida, Parameciidae. The record is from the annotation of a GenBank genome assembly.
AUGAAAUUGAGUUUUAGUGAAUGCAGUCUACUUUCCUCAGUUAAAAGUGGUGAUUUAGGUCUCAUCACUCAUCUUAUUGAAGAAUUAGCUAAAAGUGUAUCGACAUUUUUACAAAUUUAGAUGUACAUUUAUAUUUAUACAAAAAAAUAGAAAAUCUGAUAACAAUUUUAGGUAACAACUUUAUACCUUUACUUUUUAAUUUAUUAUCCAAGCCCUUUAAGGUCAGAAUAUUGACCCUCAAAUAGAUUCAAAUCCUCCCUAGUAAUAAAAUAUAAUUAUUGAAAUUAUCAAAGCCAUCAAAGAAUUUAAAAUUGAAUUAUUUGAUCUAGCAGCAUAGAAUCCAAAUAUGUCCUUCUUUGAUUUUUUGGUUACAUAGCAAUUUAACGAUCUUUAUGAUAUCUUAACAGCCUCUGAAAAGCAAUUGAAUGGACAAUUAGAACCCUUAACUCCAAAAAAAUUAAAAUAAGAAAUGCCUUCAAAACAUAAUCAUGAACUAUACUUUUAAACUGACACUAUUAAAAAAAGAUCAAUGUCAGCUAGUCAUUCUACUACUUCAAAAUUACUUUAAUAAAAUAACAUUGAAUUAGAUUUUGCAUUACUAUAAUAAUUUGUAUACAAUCAAAUAGAACAUAAGUAAGACUCACCCAAAGCUAAAAAUAAAUAAAACCCAUAACUCUUUUCUUUUGAUUCUACUUUUGUUAGAGAUUUACCUCUCUCAAAAUAUAAUGCCAUAAGCAAUUUUGAUGAAUAAUUCAAUUUCACACUCUAAAAAUCUCAAGAAGAUGCUAUUUAAACUUCAAGAUUCGAGAGUUAAAGAAUUGAUGAAGAAGAAUAUUUUGGUACAGAUUAAUCUAGUUCUGAUAUUAAUUUAACACUUGAUAGAUCAUAUAGAGAUUGGGAUGUUAGGUUUAGAUAAUUAGCAGAAAAAGAAAAACAAGUUGCUUAAAGAGAACUAAAGACUAUUAUUUAAGAAAAACAUCUUCUUAAUAGAACAAGAAGUUAAAGAAUGAUAAGUCCUAAUAGUAAAGAAUAAGAUCAUGAUCUUAUUAAUAGAACAAAUAAUGAAUCAAAGUAAUGUUUAGAUGCUAAAUCAACCUUAAAGUUCAAAUAAAAAUUAAAAGUAUUAUAUUAUUAAUAAAGUAGAAAACUAGUAUAAAUGAAAGAUCCGAUGUAUUUAUUAUUUGA